CUUCUUGAAGCAGAAGCUAUGUUAGUUUGUUUCCUUCUUCUUUGUGUGCAGAAUAUAGAUGUCAAGUUGACCUUUUGCAAACGUGUCUUCGUGGACAUCGAGUUUUUCUCCCGUAUUUGAUCUGUUCUGCUGAAUCUGAAGGGACUUUGUUAGCUUAGCAUGGUAGCUGGAUGCUGACAGCACCGAGGAGCUCAGCGAGACACUGAUGGAGAUCGAUGCUGUGAUUCAGAUCAAAUCUAUCACAGGUAGAUGAACUGAUCCACACGGCGAAGAUGGAUUCCCAGUUUAAUGACAUCCAGCAGCUGUUGGGGAUCAAAGAGGAGCUUCCUGCUGAGGAGCAGAGCUGCUGUCCCAGACUGGACCAGGAGGACCAGAAGCCCCCGCAGAUUAAAGAUGAACAGCAAGAGACUGAAAUUACAGAAUUUACAUUCAGUUCUGUCCCUGUGAAGCAUGAAGAUGAUGAAGAGAAACCCGAUUUCUCAAAGCUUCGUCAGGGUCAGACUGAGGAGGACAGGGAUUCUGCUGGACAAGAACCAGAUCCGCACCAAAGUUCAGAUCAUGGAAACAAAACUUCAGAUUCUGAGACGGACGUCAGCGAUGGGAACUGGGAGGAGAACAGUGAAGCUCAGUCCCGUUUAGACUCAGUGAGAAGGAAAUGUCCUUCAGCUGACACGAGGGGUGAGAGAGACAAGCUGCACAGCUGCAGCGAGUGCAGUAAAACGUUCACCAAACGUUGUGACCUGUCGCGACACAGCAGGGUCCACACAGGAGAAAGACCUUUCACCUGCUCCGUCUGUAACGCAGCGUUUCCCUGGAAACAUUCUUUAGUCCAACACAUGAGGAUGCACAGUGGAGAAACACCUUUCAGCUGCUCUGUCUGUGGCCAGAGCUUCAAAUCCAGGUCACAUCUAACCGUCCACAUGGGAGGCCACACAGGGAAAAAACCUCACAGCUGUUCCUUCUGUGAGGCAACUUUUAAAAACAAGUUCACCUUAACAGAGCACAUAAGAACUCACACCGGAGAAAAGCCUUACAGCUGCUCUGCCUGUGACGCAACGUUCACACGGAAAAAGGCUUUUGUGCAACAUAUGAUAACGCAUGGAAGGAGCGGAGCUUUGAGUUGCUCCGUGUGUUUAAAAACGUUUGCCUGGAGAUACGCCUUAGCUGAGCACAUGAGAACGCACAGUGGAGAGAAACCACACCGCUGCUCCAUCUGUGACAAAGCGUUUACUUUAAAGACAAGUUUAAUUAAACAUGUAAAGGUUCACUCAGAGGAGAGACCCUUCAGAUGUUCUGUCUGUAAUGCAGCCUUUAAAUAUAAAAGCAACUUAACGAAACACGCGAGGAGCCACACUGGAGAGAAACCUUUCUGCUGCUCUCUCUGCGGCCAAAGCUUCAGCUACAGCUCAUAUUUAAUUGUUCACAUGAGAGGUCACACAGGAGAGAAACCGUUCAGCUGCUCUGUCUGUGACAAAGCUUUUACUUUGAAAACUAAUCUAAUUAAACAUGUAAAAGUCCACUCAGAGGAAAGACCCUUCAGAUGUUCUGUCUGUGAUGCAGCUUUUAAAUGUAAAAGCAACUUAACGAAACACGCGAGGAGCCACACUGGAGAGAAACCUUUCAGCUGCUCUGUCUGCGAGCAGAGCUUCCGCUACAGCUCAAACUUAACUAUUCACAUGAGAGGUCACACAGGAGAGAAACCGUUUAGCUGCUCUGUCUGUGAGGCGACUUUUAACAGAAAACUCCGUUUAAUGAGACACAUGAGAACCCACACCAGACAGAGCUGCUAGAUCUGUGAGACAAAGAUCAAACAACAUUGCUGGUGAAGAUCCUCAGUCAUCCAGGUCAUGGUCAUUCCAAAAAAAAAGUGGAAUGUACAAACCUGUUUGGUUUAUACAUUUCAAACCAAACAGGACCCUCAGACAGAGGCUGGUGCAUCCCAAGGACAAAACCCCCAAA
Fundulus heteroclitus (mummichog) is the source of this 1959-nucleotide messenger RNA. RefSeq names its product zinc finger protein OZF. The coding region runs from base 273 to 1790 and encodes 505 amino acids. The transcript is spliced from 2 exons. The record is from RefSeq and is a predicted model, not a curated record. Lineage: Eukaryota; Metazoa; Chordata; Actinopteri; Cyprinodontiformes; Fundulidae.